AUGACAGAAGACCAAGAGUUGAUGGCUAAGAUCAGCCAGCUAGCUGGCCAGAUCAACAGGCACAAAAACCAAACACCCCAGGCACAGGCACAAGCACAUCAUGAUAGCGAGCUUCAUGCUGGUCCGUACGUGUCACGGCACACCCGCGCGCGUGCGGGAUGGGCGCCGUAUCGCGGACGACCAUAUGGACGCGGACGUCCUGCAGCUCCUCAUCGCCACCGUACUCUCGUCCUCAAUAACGCGAACUCAGGGAACUCUGCCAAUCCAACACCCGGACCAACGAACGAGAAUAGCGAAUCGCGAUCGGCGACCCCGAACGGCUGGGUAGCGAAACGCGACCGUCAUAUGCAGCUGAUCAACUCGGCUAUUUACGAUAAGGAAGCACAGGCCAGAGCGAAGGCGAUGGAGCAGACGCGCAAAGCCAAAGCCGAGAAAAAGGCCCGGAUUGAGCAAGCCAAAGUUCUCCGUUACGCGCAGGGCUUUGGCAGACCUCACCAUGCUACUUCUGUUGCUCCUCAGGUUUCUGCCACCACCCAACCCCACGGUGAAUACCAGGUCUAUCUGAAUGAUAUUCCUUUCAGAAUUGCAAAAGGCGGCAGUAAACUGGUUCGCGUAUCUGGUGGGGAUCCCUUCUGUGCUGCCACGGGCAAAAGAACUGGCUUACCUUUAGUAGACGACCCGAAUACUGCCAACAUCACACCAAAGAAAGUAACGGUUGCUGGUGUCACUUUUGUCAGGAGCAAGAACGGAAACCUUCACAGACUCGGAGCGAAAACCGACGGCAGUCAAGAAGAGAAACGAGCUUUGCAAACGAUUUACUUCGACGGGUACCAGCACUUCCCCAACCAGGCUUCCGCCCCUUCUUUUAUUAUCUUCCGCAAUCUUACCUUCUCUCACUUGUUCACGGUGCCUGUUACAAAGGACCAUCAUGUCCCUUCAUUCACGAUCCGAACAAAGUCGCCAUUUGCAAGGAGUUUCUGCAGACUGGUAACUGCAGCGCUGGUCAAAAUUGCGACUUAUCACAUGAGCCAUCGCCCCACAGGUCCCCUAGAUUUUGCAAACCUAGGAUAUUGUGACAAGGGCGCUGAAUGUGAGGAACGACAUGUUCACGAAUGCCCAGAUUAUGCCGCCACCGGCGUCUGCAACAAGAAACGCUGUCGUCUGCCCCAUGUCGACCGGGCUGGACAAAUUCGAAAGAAUGCUGCGAGUAAAGCAGAUGUCGCGGACGAGGAAGAGUCUGACGAGUCAAGCGAGGAAGAAGAGUACGACGCCAUCGACUCCGAUGACGUUGACUCUGACGACCUCGAUGAUGAGCCUGAAUUCGUUGAAGGAGCUGACAAUGGCGAGCAGGAGCUCUUCCAGCAACACGAUUUCAUCCGCUUCUAA
This is a messenger RNA of Aspergillus lentulus, 1386 nucleotides long. The record is from RefSeq and is a predicted model, not a curated record. Lineage: Eukaryota; Fungi; Ascomycota; Eurotiomycetes; Eurotiales; Aspergillaceae.